Larimichthys crocea (large yellow croaker) is the source of this 2704-nucleotide messenger RNA. RefSeq names its product nuclear receptor subfamily 4, group A, member 1 (gene nr4a1). NCBI's taxonomy places the organism in Eukaryota, Metazoa, Chordata, Actinopteri, Sciaenidae. Gene Ontology annotation, molecular function: nuclear receptor activity; RNA polymerase II cis-regulatory region sequence-specific DNA binding; zinc ion binding. The record is from RefSeq and is a predicted model, not a curated record. Gene Ontology annotation, biological process: cellular response to corticotropin-releasing hormone stimulus; regulation of transcription by RNA polymerase II. Bases 173 to 1891 code for a protein of 572 amino acids. Gene Ontology annotation, cellular component: transcription regulator complex; nucleus. The transcript has 7 exons.
UUCUCUGACGUCAUGGACACAAUGAGGCGAAUCGUAUAAAGAUGUUGCGUGGAUGCGAGCGACAAGGCACUGCCGCUCAGCUGGAGGGACGCACUGAACAUGACCGAUGGUCGCUUGUGGAGUACAGACAGUUCAAAAUCACUUGUAGAAGAGGCCGAACAGUCUUGAAGCCAUGACUUGCGUACACUCCCAGCAUGGAUCUCCGUCCUGUGAGAUCAACCUUGGCAGCUCAGAGCUUCAAAGCACAGACUUUAUCUCCAGGCUCACUCUUGAUAUGAGCAGCCCACGGGACCACCUCUCCACUGCUCCACCCCUGCCAAGCAUCAACUCCCUCGUGGGCACUCAGGCGGGCGACUUUGACGCGUAUUCGUGUCAGUUCACCGCAGCGCCUGCUCACGUCACGCCGUCCCCAGGCCAGGAGGCCGCCUUCAAGCUGGAUGACCUCCAGGUUUACGGAUGCUACCCUGGAUCGUUCACGCUGAGCUACCUGGACGAGGCGGUUUCACCUACUGGGUCAGAUUAUUUCGGCAGCCCCGCAUCAGCCUCGUCUCCUUCGACGCCAGGGUUCCAGAGUCAGCAUGGGUCCAACUGGGAUUCAGCCUUUGGGCCAUACUCACCCAGUCCAGGAUACUGGGCUCCAGAGGAGACCUCAGCGGUACAUGCGCCCUCUUUCUUCACCUUUGGUCCAGAAUCUGUGGAGGAUAUGUCUCAUAUGGGUCAACCACACUUACGAGAGCAAGAUCAUUUCACUUUUAAUCGCCCGCCUGCACUGAACCUCCCCACCAUGGUGAUGGAGCAAGCACGCAGCCUCGAUGGCGCUGACCAGCUGGAUGGAAGCUUAUCACCCAAGCUAAAAAGUCCUAAUGGGAAUGAGGGCUGCUGUGCCGUGUGCGGGGACAAUGCCUCCUGUCAGCACUAUGGAGUUCGCACCUGUGAGGGAUGCAAAGGGUUUUUCAAGCGUACGGUACAAAAAAAUUCCAAGUAUGUUUGCCUCACCAACAAGGACUGUCCCGUGGACAAGAGGAGGCGCAAUCGAUGCCAGUUUUGCCGUUUCCAGAAGUGUCUAGCUGUCGGCAUGGUGAGAGAAGUUGUGAGGACGGACAGCCUGAAAGGACGAAGAGGUCGUCUGCCGUCCAAGCCUAAAGUCGCCCAGGACACCACAACCACCGUGUCUCCGGUGAGCAUGAUCUCUACGCUUGUGAGGGCCCACAUCGACGCAAACCCCAGUGUUGGGGAUCUGGAUUACUCCAAGUACAACGACAAAGCAGUGAGUCCGAACCGGAAAGAGGAUGCAAGUGACAUCCAACAGUUUUACAACUUACUCACAGCCUCUUUGGAGGUCAUCAGGAAGUGGGCGAAGAGCAUCCCGGGUUUCUCUGAGUUCUGCUUACAAGACCAGGAGCUGCUCCUGGAGUGUGCAUUCGUUGAACUCUUCAUCCUGCGUCUUGCAUAUCGGUCUAAUCCUGAGAUGGACAAACUCAUCUUCUGCAACGGGGCCGUUCUUCACAAGAAGCAGUGCGUCCGAGGCUUUGGGGACUGGAUCGACUCCAUCUUGGAGUUUUCUCAAGCGCUCCAUCGCAUGAAACUAGACGUCUCCUCCUUCUCCUGUCUCACAGCUCUGGUCAUAAUCACCGAUCGACAUGGCCUGAAGGAGCCGGGACGUGUGGAGGACUUGCAGAACCAGCUCAUCACCUGCCUCAAAGAUCACGUCUCUAGCUGCAACUCCGACUCUUUGCGGCCAAAUUAUUUGUCCAGGCUUCUCGGGAAGCUUCCCGAGCUCAGGACUCUCUGCACUCAAGGCCUCCAGCGUAUCUUUUACCUUAAAAUAGAAGAUCUGGUUCCUCCGCCUCCGAUUGUGGAGAAAAUCUUCAUGGAUACGCUUCCGUUUUGAGACGGGAGACCGUCUGUGAUGUGAAAUCUGGAGUUCAUAUGAGAGCAAAAGAGAACAGACUCAUACUUCAGGUUCAAGUUAAGAAGAUCCUGAGGGAUAGUGCAGCACCAGAGGAGGAGAAGGGCUACUUUUGAAUUAUAAAGCGAAUGAGUUAUACUUGUAUGUGGAGCGAUGACAAAAUGCUCGUCCUAGUUUGUGUUUCCAGGAUAUUAAACGAUAAAACAGGCCAGCUCAUGGACCAAAAGGACAACUGUUUACAUGCAACAAGGUGCCAUGAAUGGAAACAUUUCUGAUGGAGUUCAAGGAUGUCAUGAGCACAAUCAUUUUGCAUUUUUGUAACAAUCUUUUGACUGUGAAUUGCACAUAAAACACCCGACAAAGCAUUACAUUUCUGUUCUGGCACUCCGACAUGUUCAAACAAGCAGAUUAUUUCAUUUCAGACAAUUUUCGACUCGUAUACAUCGAAAGAAGUCACUCAAACCUCCAGUUUGCUUUAUAUUCAAUACCACCAUGUGUAUUUGGUGAUCAUAAAAUAGGUUAAACCUACAGAAUUAUUCAGUAGUAUCGUUCAUGUAUCAUGAAUAGACUUGGAGCAGCUAAUACUGUACCCGUGUAUCAUCCGGCACAGUCUUAUACACUGGUCAUGUAUGUAAAUUAUUUUGAUUUGUGGUAAACCUGUUGGUGUUAUCGCCACAUGAACUGUGUCCUGCAGUGUGGGGAAAAUGUAAUGUUUUUUGGGCUUGUUAUUUUUACAUACUAAGAAGUUAUAUUUUACUGCAGCUACAAAUAAAAGUUAAAACCUGCAUAUUGCAA